UUUUUCUGAAGCUAAAAAAGAAAUAAGUGCACCGAAAUUGUGAAAAUGCCAAAUGUGUGUAAUGUGCUUUCAAGAACCUAUGGUCUGGUUAUCGGAGUCCUUUCCAUUAUAUUGUGCUUAUGGGGCUUAUGGAAAGCGUACAGUAUACGGAGUGAAGAAAAUUCAUCGAUUAAAAUUUCCAAGACUGUUGUAGAGGCUGCGGCCGUGGGGUGUUUGAUCAAUGUUUUUGCAUCUGUGUUGCUGCUCCUGGGAAUAGUUGCGCAACGCCAUCGUUUGCUGUGGCCCUGGCUGAUUAAUAAUGGACUGUUCAUUUUCCUCGGAUCUAUUGGUUUAGUGAUUCAACCGGCUGAAUAUAUCCCGCGUUGUGUAGGUGGACUCUUUCUCUUGUGUUUUCUGUACUUUUUAAUGUACUUGGUCUACGAGGAAAUCCAAGGUUCCAUAGGAGGAGGUUACUCCAGACCACGGGUGGUUGCGAUGCAAUCCCAGACUAUGAAUAUAUAUUAAAAAAACAA
Molecule: messenger RNA, 512 nt
Organism: Drosophila kikkawai
Lineage: Eukaryota; Metazoa; Arthropoda; Insecta; Diptera; Drosophilidae
Source: RefSeq, a predicted model, not a curated record